Messenger RNA from Fraxinus pennsylvanica, 492 nucleotides. The record is from the annotation of a GenBank genome assembly. Lineage: Eukaryota; Viridiplantae; Streptophyta; Magnoliopsida; Lamiales; Oleaceae.
AUGCCUUCCGUCGUGAAGUCAACAAGAGCACAUUGCAAAGCUGCGCCUCUUCUUCCCUUUGAAGAGUUAGUUAAUGAAGCUUUGCUGCAUGUUACCAGCAGGAGAAAGGCUCCGCCCAGAAAGAGAAGUUUACAAAUGGAGAAUAAUGAAUUGGCAGAAUUGCAAACCGAAUAUGAAAAUUUGCUGUCAAAGUUUGAAACUCACAGAACAAUGAGUGAUAUUAAAAUUGACUACUUAACGAGGAUGCUUGCCGAGGCUGAUCUGUAUGUGGAUGGGAAAUAUAAAGACAGUACUACACGAAGUACAAAUGAUAUAUCUCUUCCAGAUGAAAAUAAAAGUUUGAGGGAGUCGGAUGCUAUUCUUGUGAUCAAGCAACUUCAAGAGAAGGUUUACCUCUCUAUUGCUUUACUUUCCUAUGUUUUCUUAGAACACUUUUCGAUAAGCUUAAAAGUUACCUUUCUAGAGGAUAAGCUUAGCCAAAGAUGCUCUUAG